AUUUAUAUAAUUUUAUUUUGUUAUAAAUGUAUUAGAUUACUAUAAUUAUUGUAUAUUGUUUAAUAUUAUUGUUAAUUACAAGCCAUUGACAACUAAUGUGAAUUAAUUAAUAAUUUCGAUUUGAUUUAUUUGAGUGGCUUAGUUUCAUUCCAUCAUUGGAUAUUAAAAUACUAUGGUGAUAUGUAUCAGUUUAAUAUAAAUCUCUAUGUAAAUUGAAUAAAAAAUUAAGGAUUAAUUCACUAUUUUGAUAGAAAUAUCAUUAAAAUUGGAAAAUAAGAAUAAGAAAGUAAUUAACAGAAUGGUAGUAGAAUAAUGAAUAGCAUUUUUAUUGAAAAGAAAACGGGAAAAAAAUGGUAAUGGACUAUUUACCCUUUAAUAUUAUUAAUAAAAAAAAAUGAUAAAAAAAGAUAUUAAUGGACAACAAUUCCUCUCAAUAUCCUUACCAUUUUGAUGAUAUUUCCUAUUUGGCAAAGGAACAGAAGAGUCAUUUCUCAGCCACCGAAGCUCUCAAUUUCUAAAAGAACUCUUUAUUGAACUGAAAACAUAAAAUCCAAUUCAAUCUGGUCUUUCAAGUUGCUGAGAAAAAAAAAAUACAAAAAUGAAAAUUUUCCGUCCAAAUGUAUGCAUCUUUCUCUGAAUUCUGAAUUCUCAGUUUGGCUUCUCAAAGAGCUCCCUCCAAUCUCAAACACGCAAAAGUUCCAAAUGUUGGAUUUUAUCAGGAAACAAUUGGAACUUGCCGGCACAAGCUGUUGAUUGAGCUUUGUGAUGGAGAAAACAUUAGGGACCCAUCAAGAACCGGGUCAUACUUCAUCUUCAUUCGAUGGAGGUGACAACCCGAGCAAUAGGAACAUUACUCUUGCGCCAGAUCAUUCGGGUCCGGCUGCAGCAGCAGUGGCUGCAAAGGUGAUGAAGCACAACCCAGGUAUUGCAAUGGAUUGGACUACAGAGGAACAAUCGGUGCUUGAAGAAGGGCUCAGAGCAUUUGCCUCAGAUACAAAUGUAAUUCGAUAUGCAAAGAUUGCUAUGCAACUAGAAAAUAAGACAGUUCGGGAUGUGGCGUUGCGGUGCAGAUGGAUGAGUAGAAAGGAAAAUAGCAAGAGAAAGAAAGAAGGCCACAAUUUAUCAAGGAAAACCAAAGAUAGAAAGGAAAAAGGCACUGAACCUUCUGCAAAAUCAUCUCAAUUGGCAUUGCAGGCCAAUGCUCCACCACAUGUUAUGCCCAUGAUUCCUGUGGACUUUGAUGAUGGCAAAUCAUCCAAAGCCAAUGGUGUUUCUGCUAUGAAGCUGCUUGAGAAUAAUGCACGGGCUUUCAAUCAAAUUGCUGCAAAUUUUUCCUCUCUGCAGAUAGAAGACAACAUCAGUCUUUUCUGCCAGGCUCGUGAUAACCUUCAGGUCCUUCUGAACAGCUUGAAGGAUGAGCCAGAAGCCAUGAAGAAGAUGCCACCUCUGCCUGACAAGUUGAAUGAGGAGAUGAUUAACUCCAUCCUUCAUCCCCCUGCUCGCCCCGCCCCAAGGCAGCCAUGAGAGUAUGACCAUGAUGUGCACCUGAUGGACCUCCCUCAAUACAUUUUGCUUCUCUGCUUCUGUUAGUCUUUUAUCGAAUUCUAUGUGCUAGGAAACAAACUGUGAACUCAAGAUGAUCAUCAACCAUUUCCCAAUUGAAAAUUCUAGUGAUCCAUACAUGGGAAAUUGGCAUGGUCAUUUUUUUCCCUUUUUCCUUUACAUUUUCGUGCCUUUUCUGUUCAUUGUAUAACUUGUGCAGAGAUUGAGGGAGUAUCAAGACCAAUAAUAAGUGGGUAUUUUGAUGCUA
Vitis vinifera (wine grape) is the source of this 1810-nucleotide messenger RNA. RefSeq lists its product as uncharacterized. NCBI's taxonomy places the organism in Eukaryota, Viridiplantae, Streptophyta, Magnoliopsida, Vitales, Vitaceae. Bases 766 to 1524 code for a protein of 252 amino acids. The transcript has 8 exons. The record is from RefSeq and is a predicted model, not a curated record.